UUUAAGAUCAACUCAUCAUAUGAGGCUGAACAUUUACUCGUUUUGGCUGAUAGGUUUGCUAUUGCGCCUGUUAGAGAAGAAUGUCUAAGAUAUUUUCGAUUGGAAUUGAAUCUUGAUAAUGUUUGGGGAAUUUGGGCUAUUUCUGAGAAAUAUUCAUGUGCAAAAACUUCAGCUACAUGUAAAGAUUAUGUUGCCUUGUAUCUUGAUGCACUUUUGGAAAAAGAAUCUACCUUACAUGCUAAUCCAAAUAUAUUAUGUCUCGCACUUGAAAAUGAUGAAGCCAAUGUCAGUUCUGAAGAGAAGAUAUAUGAAUUAGUAGUUAAAUGGGCAACAUAUUCACCAUCAAAGAAUUCAACAAAGGUGAUAAAAACAACCUUAGAAUCUACACCAUCCUUAUCCAAUAAUAAUAAUGAUAGUAAUGAAGAUAGUUCGACAAAUUCACAAGUUGAACCAAGUAGUAGUCAAACAAUUAAAAAUCAACCAAUCAAAUUAUUUAUGCCAUCAGAAUUACCAGAAAUUAUUGAAGCAACACCAGCAGCACCAAAAACUCAAAACACCACCAAUGACCAAUACGAUGAUAACAACAAAUGGGUUUAG
This is a messenger RNA of Entrophospora sp. SA101, 597 nucleotides long. Lineage: Eukaryota; Fungi; Glomeromycota; Glomeromycetes; Entrophosporales; Entrophosporaceae. The record is from the annotation of a GenBank genome assembly.